This is a messenger RNA of Chironomus riparius, 1896 nucleotides long. The record is from the annotation of a GenBank genome assembly. Lineage: Eukaryota; Metazoa; Arthropoda; Insecta; Diptera; Chironomidae.
AUGAGUCGAGAAAAGUUUUAUUUCCUUCCUGAAGAUGCUCCACCAACAUUUUCGCGUGACGAGAGCUUAGAAAAGCUACCAUUGCCUAAAUUAGAAGAGUCUUUGGAAAGAUACUAUCGAAAUUUACUUCCGUUUGGUGAUAAGAGUGAAUUAGAGAACUCCAGAAAAGAAAUUGAGGAGUUUAAAAAUGGAAUUGGGAAGAAAUUACAUAAAAUGCUUGAAGAUAAGGCUUCUAAGGAGAGAAACUGGGUUGAAAGGUAUUGGGAAGAUUUUGCUUAUCAUGAACUAAGAUUCCCGCUAUCUCCAUUCUGCAUUAUGGCACAGCCAUUGAUUGUUGAGUCAGUUGGUGUUGAAGAAAGCAGAAGUAAUAGAUUAAAAGCUAGCGCUGUGAUUGCUUAUCAUUCAGGAAAAUUCUGGGAAUUGAUUAGAACAGAACGACUUCGACCACCGACUAAUCCAGAUGGAAGUGUGACAUUCUCAUCGAACCUUUAUCGUAGAUUGUACAAUACAUGUCGUGUACCAGGUGAAACAAUGGAUAGAGUAGACGAAUAUUUCAAAACAGAAAGCGAAGGUGAAUGUCCAUCUAUUGCCAUUGUUGUGUCUAAAGGUCGUGUGUUUUACUUCGAUUUUAUUGCAAAUGGAACAACUAUUUCGCCUCAAGAGUUCCUUUAUAUAUUUUCAAUGAUCCGUGAUAGAGUUGAUAAUGAAGAUUUAGAAAAAGGAAUUCCAAUUUUAACAGGUGAUGAACGAACAAGUUGGGCUAAGAAUCGUAAUUACCUCAAAGAACUCUCCAAAGACAAUGCAGAGUAUUUAAAAAUAAUUGAAUCAGCUGCAAUGACUUUCUGUAUGGAGGAUGAAGAGCCAAUCAAUUAUUCUGACACGUCAUACUACACACUUUGUGGAGACUAUCAUUCACGAUGGCUUGACAAAGCAUCCUCUAUGGUUUCUUUUAAGAACGGCAAGUUUGGAUGUAUUGGGGAACAUUCAGCAUAUGAUGGAACUAUUUCUAUUGCAUUUUCAACAUUUAUUUUACUAAGCUUAAUGGAAGAACAAGAACCUGACUGGACAGAAGAUCCUAAACUUAAAAUCAUUCCUAAAGAAGCUGCAUUCGAACUUGACGAUCAGUUAAGAAGUGAAAUAAUUAGAGUAGAACAAUUUUUAGAAGGAAUUAAAACUUCAGUCACUGCUGUUUGUCAUCAAUAUGAAGGCUACGGCAAGAAAAUCAUGAAAGAUCACAAAAUUCAUCCUGAUUGCUAUGUUCAAAUGGCUCUUCAACUUGCUUACUAUAAAAUGCAUGGAAAACUUGCUCCAACUUAUGAAACAGCCACAAUGAGAGUCUAUUACCAUGGAAGGACUGAAACUGUUCGUUCAUGUUCAAUCGAAGUUAAAGAUUGGCUUGACAAGUGGUUCGAUAACAAGUCUACCUCAGCUGAAAAGGCAAAGUUCUUUAGAGAAGCUGCCAAUUCACAGCACAGACUAAUGAAUGAAGCAAGAAAAGGCAAAGGAUUUGAUCGACACCUAUUUGCCCUUUGGUGUUUGGCAUAUGAAAAUAAAAUGGAAAUUCCAUCAUUCUAUAGCGACCCACUCUAUGCUAAAUCAGGCGGAGGUGGAAAUUUUGUCUUAUCUACCUCAACAUUAGGAUACACAAUAAAUGUUGGUUUUGUUGCUCCUAUGGUUCUUGAUGGAUAUGGAGUAUUCUAUUCCAUGCUCGAUGAUAGUGUUUGGAUCAUCAUCACAGCUUAUCGUGACAGUGAAGUCACGUCAGCUAAGAAAUUUUUGGAUUCGUUCGAAAGUUCAAUGCAAGAGAUUAAGGAUGUGUUGGAAAAUGCAUCGCCAAGUAAAUUAUAAGUUUUAUGUCUUAAUAUCAGAGCUGCUUGCUGAUUGGUUAAAAUCAAA